Cephus cinctus (wheat stem sawfly) is the source of this 1012-nucleotide messenger RNA. RefSeq names its product protein anon-73B1. Gene Ontology annotation, cellular component: membrane. The transcript has 3 exons. The record is from RefSeq and is a predicted model, not a curated record. NCBI's taxonomy places the organism in Eukaryota, Metazoa, Arthropoda, Insecta, Hymenoptera, Cephidae. Bases 613 to 882 code for a protein of 89 amino acids.
AAUGUUUUAAGCAGCUCUGAUAACGUUGGUACCAUGUAUUGCGGUGCAACUUCGCACAAUACGAUAUCACUGUGAUCGACUGUUGCUUGGGUUAUUGAUUUAUGCGUACAUAUACAUUUGUAUACGGUUAAUAAAAGCAGGAGUUGUAUGAUACGCAUCAAUGUGUAACUAUAAUUAGAGGACAAGUACGGUGCAGCAGAUCGAAUUGAGGUGUAUUUAUGAUGCUAAUAGCAUAUAAUAGCGAAUCGAGAGUUCUCUACACCCUUUUUUACGGCGAUAGCCGUUCGUAACAAAUAAAACAACCUUUCAGCGAAGUUCGCCGUGGAGAAUGCCGCCAGAUAAGAAAAAACAAUCGAGUGGAAAACCUUGAACCCAAAAACGAGUGCUGAAAAUAAACUCGGCAUCGUGAAUCGUUUCUGCAAUCCGCACGUGCGUAAACGGUCUCCGGCAAAUGCUAAUGAGAAAAAUGCUGUUAAAUAAUUAGCGCUAUAAUUGAAGUGCUGCGUAAUUGCAGUUUACUUCUUCAGAACUUGCAUGAAUCAUUAUGAAAUUUUUCGAAAAUUUAUUCAUCUAUUGAGACUGUGAUCGCUACGUGAAUAAAAACAAACAGAUAUGGCUGACACAGAUCCACAACUUAAAAGACUUUUAUUACCUGCUGAGGAAUCAUUAUUUGAACAAUUAUUAAGGAUUGGCCUUUAUAUUGGAGCAGUCUUCCAAGUUGUUUGUUUAUUGGCAAUUGUGGUCUAUCAAGCAGGUCCCUCUGAUGGGGUUGCAGCUUUGAAGGAUGAUCCCAGUGACGUUGAAUGUUCAGAGAAUAGUCCACAAGUAACUCCAAGAAGGCCACACAGACCUAGAAAACAAGAAAAGAAAAAGAGACGUUAAUGACGUCUUUUUUUAUAUCAACAACAUUCCAUUUCAUAUACUCAUCAUCCUCAAGUUACUCAUAAUUUAUUAUUUAUUAUACAAAUUUGUAUUGAUAUUAUGUUAAUAAAUCGCUUUUACUAGAGUCAAA